UUACUAGUAACCAUACGUUUUUGUACACAUUGUACAAAUUCAUAUGAAAUCGCCACCUCAUAAGUUACCAGUUACGUUUUCCUUGACCAGUUUGGACAGCACUGACUGCAAAGCAACAGUAACUAAGGGCGGGUCUUUGCGAAGAGACAAUUGGGUCUUUUAAGUUGCAUGAGCUGAAUUAUGCAUUAAAAUCUGGAAGUGUGUGUACAUACAGUCCUGUACAAGAAUGAUGAACCGCACUGGAAUGAUCUGCAUUUUCUUGGCUUUUUCAGUGGAACUUAAGGCCAGUUCACAGGCUGUGAAAGAAGGGCUCAUCUGUGUGACAGAUUACUGCAAAACUGUCAGCUGCUCUUUAAAGCUACCAGUCACAUCCACUAGAAACAUUUCGCACUGGCUGGAAUUUCAAUGGAACAAUGAAAUUCCAGAUGAAUAUGGCAUCAAACACGGGCCGUAUAGAUGCCCACUCCAGAGAGCACGUGAAGAUCACACCUGCACUUUCACUGUAAAUGGAACAAUGACUGAUUUUGAUAUAGUUGCUGUGAUUCUUCAUUAUUUGGAAAACGGCAAUAAGAAUUCGUCUCUGUUGAACGAUCGUUGGGUGCCAGCAGAAAACAUUAAGCCAAAAACCCCAUUUAAUCUGACAUUACACUAUACAAAUGGGAUGUAUAAUUUCUCUUGGACUUAUGGAUAUGAAGAUGAACAUGGAAGUUAUGGAAGUAAUCUACCCAUCAAGUACAACUUCCUUUACUACAAAGAUGGAGAUAAAGAGAGCGAGGUCAUUGUUCAUCCAGACAAUAAAAUGAUUCAGAUCGAUGAAAUGAAUCUUGAUCCGGUCACUACAUACACUGCUGUGGUGAGGUCUGGGAUAUAUGAAAAUACGAAUAUGAAUUACAGAGGAACGUGGAGCGAGUGGAGCAGCGCAGUAAAAUGGAAAACGACAUACAGAGAUGAAUACCGUGGAUGAGCCCAAUCAAGUUGGCAAGAUUGUCAUUGGAACGUUUUUAACGGUUGGACUUUUAAUUGUGCUCAUAUUUGUUCCUGCUGCAAGGUAAUUGUUUAUCAUACACCUGCUAUUGCCAUAUAUUUUUACUGCAAAAUGAUGCACCAACACCAACAGGUGACAAAGUUAACUGUUAUAUUAUAUAUAUAAAUUGUGAUAUUUAUGCAUUACAGAUUGUUACAUCUGAUGUCUUUUUAGAAGUAUUUACAUGUUGUUUUUGAGUGUGUCUGUGCAGGAGAAGGUGUGGCCUGCACUCAAGCCAGCAGAGAUCCUGUUUGGGCGAUUCCCGUUGUUGAUAAGGAACGCCCCAAACGCAUUAUCGAGCCCGACUUUGUGCCAUUUGUUUUGCUCUCUUCUUUGAUUGUGUGUGAUUUGUAAAACUUGCUGUUGUUCAGUUCAAUGUACAAUUCUCAGUUUUGUAAAACUUGCUUUUGUCUUCAGUUAUUGUGUAAAUAUUAUUUGUAAAUAGUUUAAGGGAAGUAGGGAAUGCAACGCCAUUUCUUUUGCAUAUAUCGUUUAUUCUAUGUUUUGGGUUAAGGGAGCUAGGGAAGUUGCGUUGUAUUUUUCUUUUAAUGUGUGUGUGGUUUUUUAGGGAAUUUAGAGGGUACUAAAAUUAGUUAUUUUUGUUUGUUAUUUUGGCCUGGUUCACUCCUGAAUUUAAUCCCUUUGUUUAUGGUUUCCACUAUAUUUUGUUAAUAAAUUUACCUUUUGUUGAAAAUGUA
Messenger RNA from Megalobrama amblycephala (Wuchang bream), 1722 nucleotides. RefSeq names its product interleukin-21 receptor-like. Gene Ontology annotation, biological process: cytokine-mediated signaling pathway; immunoglobulin mediated immune response. The record is from RefSeq and is a predicted model, not a curated record. Lineage: Eukaryota; Metazoa; Chordata; Actinopteri; Cypriniformes; Xenocyprididae. The transcript has 7 exons. Bases 227 to 964 code for a protein of 245 amino acids. Gene Ontology annotation, cellular component: external side of plasma membrane; membrane. Gene Ontology annotation, molecular function: protein binding; cytokine receptor activity.